UCUCUCUCUCUCUCUCUCUCUCUCUCUCUCUCUCUCUCAAAUGGAGAGGUCAGCUGUGCUACUGAUUUUGUGUGCGUGGAUUGCUUCUCUGGUUCCGGGAGUAAUGCUGCAGGAUCAAGCCCAGCCAGGUUUCAUAAGUAUCGAUUGUGGAGAACAAAAACCAUACCCCGACAAGAAGUACGGGAUAAAUUUUGUGGUGGACAAAGAUUAUGUAGACUCUGGAGAGAACAUGAUAUGCGCAGAUCUCAUCUACCAGCAAUACGAUGCUAUAACAAGACUUUGAGGAGCUUUCCUAACGGAACAAGAAACUGCUACACCCUAAGACCAGACAAUGGCAAGAGCAACACAUACUUGAUUAGGGCAACAUUUUUGUAUGGGAACUAUGAUAGGAAGAACCAGAUUCCUACAUUCGACCUAUACAUCGAUGUUAAUUAUUGGGAUACGAUCAAUACUUCCAAUUAUGUGUUCACAGAAGUUGUCUAUGUGCCUCAAAGGGAUUAUAUACAAGUGUGCCUCGUAAAUAUUGGUAAAGGAGUGCCCUUCAUUUCGGCAUUGGAACUUAGACCUUUAAUCAAUUCUCCCUAUUGGAAUGAAUCAGGAUUUUUGAGGCUUGACAAUAGAUUUGACAUCGGAGGCUUAAGCGGGAACAUCAGGUACCCGGACGAUGUUUAUGAUCGCAUCUGGAAUAAUCGGACCUUUCGUGACUGGCGUAAGCUCAACCAGGGGGCGUCCGCCUCAGAUUUAUCCAACAACUACAACUCCUAUAAGGUUCCAGGGGACGUCCUCCAGACCGCUCAAGCUCCUAUAGUCUAUUCUCUAAUUUCACCCAACGUGACGGCUAAAUGGAUUGUGUACUUCCAUUUUGCCGAAACCCAAAUCUUGCCGAGUGGCCAGCAGAGGAGUUUCACGGUUUCCACAGGAGAUGGGCAAUUCAUGCAGACGGUGAGGCUCGAGUACUUGAAGUCAGUGACCGUAGUUUCCCCUCCACUCUCCGGGUCCACGAUCAGCUUCUUAUUCAAAGCAACAACGGGGCAGUCUGGAUAUCCGCCACCGAUCAUCAAUGCCAUGGAGAUCUUUCAAAUUCAAGAACUUCCGAAUGUACCAACAGCCCAAGAUGAUGGUAAUCUUUCGCGCUUCUACUUUUGCUUGAGAUGCAUGAGGAUUGUUGGACAUGAUGUUAUAAAACUGCAGUUUCGUGGUAAGGAUAAGCCAAGUGUUUUGUGGUCAUUCAGAGUGCACGUCAAAGCUCUCACUGCCACCAAGGCAGAGUAUGACGUGAAAAAAGAUAGCUGGCAAGGUGAUCCAUGUGUACCAAGCAAAUUUGCGUGGAAGGAUCUGAAUUGUAAUGAUGGAGAUCCUCCGAGGGUUAUUUCACUGAACCUGAGCUCCAGCAAUUUGAGGGGCAACAUCCAUUCUUCACUAUCAAAUCUAUCUGAAUUGGAGUCCUUAGAUUUGUCCAACAAUGAACUUACAGGAGCCAUACCAGAAACUUUGGCAAAUUUGCCGAAGUUGAGAAUUCUGAAUUUAAGCGGAAACAAGCUAAAUGGUUCAGUUCCUGAGGCUCUUAAAAGAAUGGUUAAGGACAACGGAUUGGACCUGAGGUUUGACAACAAUCCCGAUCUUUGCUCGGCAAGUCCUUGCCCAAAGAAGGAGGCUAAAACUAAAAACUCCAUCUUGGUCCCAGUUGUUGCAUCGGUUUCAGGCGUGGUCGUAAUUAUCUGUUUGGUCGUUAUUUGGUUGAUUAGAAGGAAACAGAUAAGAGGAAUGGUGAAAUUAAGAUCUUUCAAUUAUGGUGAGAUCACAAGGAUCACUAAAAACUUUGGAACAGAGAUUGGUGAAGGAGGAUAUGGGAAAGUAUAUCUUGGCACUCUAGAGAAUGGAACCAAAGUUGCAGUGAAGAUGCUCUCGAAAAAAUCAUGGCAAGGGGACAAGGAAUUUCAAGCUGAGGAGAAACACUUAAUGAUUGUUCACCAUGGAAACUUGGUUUCUCUACAUGGAUAUUGCGAUCACUCUGAAAACAAGGCAUUAGUUUAUGAAUACAUGGCUAAUGGAAACUUGCAACAACACUUACAUGGGGACAAGCCAGUCUUAACUUGGAAACAGAGACUUCACAUCAUUGUAGAUGUAGCAAAAGGUUUGGAGUAUCUCCAUAAUGGAUGCGACCCGCCCAUUAUCCAUAGAGACUUAAAAGCGACAAACAUCCUGCUGAAUGAAAAAAUGCAAGCGAAAAUAUCUGACUUUGGUCUCUCAAGAACAAUCACAGCUGAGACUGAUGCUCAUGUGUCAACUCGUGCUGUUGGCACUCCUGGUUAUCUUGACCCUGAGUACCAUUCAACUAUAAGCUUAAACAAGAAGAGUGAUGUUUUCAGUCUCGGAAUCAUACUCCUUGAGCUAAUCACAGGACAUCCGGCAAUGAUGAUGAAGCCAGAAGGAAAUGUGCACAUACUUAAUUGGGCGAAUUCCCUCAUUGAAAGUAAAAAUUUGCAGAAGAUCAUGGAUCCAAAGUUAAAAGGAGAAUUCGACAGCAAAUCGACUUGGAAAGCGAUACGGGUUGCAGAGUCUUGUACAAAACCAACUGGAGAUCAAAGGCCUGACUUAGAUCAUGUAUUGGCAGAAUUGAAGGAUUGUUUGAAAACUGCAUUGGAACCCGAAAAAAGUCCAGAAGAUGGGAAACAAAAUGAGAAAAUCAAGUAGUUCCUUCGAAAGGACCUCCUCAAGAGUUCAUUCAGCCAGUACUUCCCUUGGAAGGGUGUUGGGUAUUAAGUGCAUGUGAAUUUCUGUUGCUAAAUUUCUGCAGCCGUCAAAAUUGAACUCAAGUGUGGUUAUAUUUCAAACUUAUAUUUACGUGUCAAUUUGGAUAUUCAGAAGUUGUUCUUGUCUCUAGUUAUUCUAUUAUGUCCA
Molecule: messenger RNA, 2901 nt
Organism: Eucalyptus grandis
Lineage: Eukaryota; Viridiplantae; Streptophyta; Magnoliopsida; Myrtales; Myrtaceae
Product: senescence-induced receptor-like serine/threonine-protein kinase
Exons: 14
Coding region: 235-2694 (819 amino acids)
Biological process (GO): protein phosphorylation
Molecular function (GO): protein kinase activity; ATP binding; protein binding
Source: RefSeq, a predicted model, not a curated record